AUGGGUUGUAUCUUGGAUGAGACUAAGAUUGACUGGCAACGUGCAAAGGACCCAGACAACGUGUUAGGCGGCAGGAGUGAGUUUCAAGUGACAAGCCUGGAGCACAGUGCAGUGGUUCCUGCUGCUGAACUACAGCAGUGUGAAUCCAGCGGACACAGGAUUUUCUGUGGGCAGACCUUGCAGACAAAUGUCACACCUGAGUCUGCAUCACAAAUCCAGGAGCUGGAACUGAAAGCACGAGAAGGAAAAACUGAAAAGACAGAACAGCCUGGUCUUUGUUCACUCACAGUCAUGGCUCAGUUCUCUUGGGAACCCAGCUUCCCUGAAUAUUUAAUGACGUGUAAAGCAGAAAACACAAUCAUUCCUCAGGAAACCAUCCAUUCCAUUGAGCAGCAACUGACAAACGGAAACAUUCAGUGGGAAAAAUCUGUACUAAGGGAUACAGUAAAAAAUAUUGAUGACAUCCCAAUCAACAUUGCUGUGAUGGGAAAGUCUGGAGCAGGGAAGUCCAGCUUCAUCAAUGCCCUGAGGGAGGUUGGUCCUGAAGAGGAAGGUGCAGCUAAAGUUGGGAUAGGAGAGUCAACUAUGGAGAGAAUUCCAUACAAAUACCCCCAAAUUAAAUCUUUGAAUUUAUGGAAGCUGCCUGGCAUUGAAACUAUGGACUUUCAGCGAAUAUAUUAUCUGGAGAAAGUGAAAUUCCAAGAGUAUGACUUCUUCAUUAUUGUUUUUGACACGUGUUUUACAAAACUUGAACUAGACCUUGCCAGAAAAAUAAAACUUAUGAAUAAGAAUUUCUACUUUGUGAGAACCAAGGUGGACAUUGAUUUCCAUGAGAAAAAGGAAGUCCAACUACACACCUUUGACAGAGAAAAGAGCCUGCAGCAGAUGAGAAGCGACUAUAUGAAUACCCUUUGUCAGAAUGACAUGGAUGCACCGCUGGUUUUCUUGAUCUCUAAUCACCAUUCAUAUGACUACGAUUUUUCAUUCCUGAGGCAGAUGCUGAAAAAGGAGGCACCGGCUCAAAAACGCUACAGUACUAUGCUUUUUUUGCAUGAUAUUACAGGGGCAGCCAUUGAAAGAAACCGUGACUCUAUUAAGGAGACUAUCUGGAAAGAAGCCAGCAUGCGUACCAUUUGGAAGAUCCUUCCUCUAGUGGGCACCUUCCUGGACAGUGAUGUGAAGAAGCAGAAAGAGAUUUUAAACCAAUAUUGUGUCCACUUUGGAGUGGAUAACAAAUCACUGGAAUUCAUAGCUAAAGAUACCCAAGUGCCUGUUGAAAGGUUGAAAAAAAAACUUACAUCUCCUGGAUUGUCAGAAACUGAGAAAGAAGAAACAUUUACAGAAAUGCUUCUCAAAUUUGGGAAGAAUAUAGGCUCAACCCUUUUCAUGUCCUCUGCUAUACCUCAUUACUAUCGUAAAUUCUAUAACUUACAACUUCAGUGCCUUAACAUAGUGACUGAAGAUGCCAAAGUUCUCCUUAAAGAGACAUAUUUAAGAAACUAG
Molecule: messenger RNA, 1503 nt
Organism: Peromyscus leucopus (white-footed mouse)
Lineage: Eukaryota; Metazoa; Chordata; Mammalia; Rodentia; Cricetidae
Product: interferon-inducible GTPase 1-like
Exons: 4
Coding region: 1-1503 (500 amino acids)
Biological process (GO): cellular response to interferon-beta; defense response
Cellular component (GO): endoplasmic reticulum membrane
Molecular function (GO): GTP binding; GTPase activity
Source: RefSeq, a predicted model, not a curated record